This is a messenger RNA of Adelges cooleyi (spruce gall adelgid), 689 nucleotides long. It is a transcript of the gene Taf13, whose product is annotated as transcription initiation factor TFIID subunit 13. The coding region runs from base 129 to 545 and encodes 138 amino acids. Gene Ontology annotation, cellular component: transcription factor TFIID complex. Gene Ontology annotation, molecular function: protein heterodimerization activity. NCBI's taxonomy places the organism in Eukaryota, Metazoa, Arthropoda, Insecta, Hemiptera, Adelgidae. The transcript is spliced from 4 exons. Gene Ontology annotation, biological process: transcription by RNA polymerase II. The record is from RefSeq and is a predicted model, not a curated record.
CAUAAUAUAUCGGUAGGUUAUAUUUUUCGCGAAAACGUAACAUAAUUAGAUUUUACUCACCAUUCCCAAAAAACUAAAUUAUUUCAAUAGACAUUUCGACUUAGAAAUAAUAGUAUAAUACUUGUGAAAUGGCUACCGAAGAUACAUUUGAUCAGUUUGACGAAGAAGAACAACAAGUAGAGAGUCAAUCAUUUACCAAAGCUGGCCGAAAAAGACUGUUUUCAAAAGAGUUGCGUUGCAUGAUGUACGGUUUUGGUGAUGAUGAAAACCCGUACACCGAAAGUGUUGACAUACUCGAAGACCUUGUUAUUGAAUUUAUAACAGAAAUGACACACAACGCAAUGGAAAUUGGUCGGUCAGGAAGAGUACAAGUUGAAGACAUUGUGUUUUUGGUUAGAAAAGAUGCAAAAAAAUAUGCUAGAGUUAAAGAAUUAUUAAUGAUGAAUGAAGAAUUGAAAAAAGCAAGAAAAGCGUUUGACGAAGGAAAAUUUGCUGGUACUGAAGGUGCAGGAAGCAGUGGUAAUAUAACUAAUACUAAUAAAUAAUGAAUAAAUUACUUGUAAAGUCCUAAAAUUGUAAUAUGCCUAGAUUUUUUUUUUUGACGUGUACAUAUUUAAAUUACUUAUUAUGACAAAUUUUAUUACAUUUUUUGUAAACAAAAAUAAACAACUUUAUUGUCUUAUAACUAA